Sipha flava (yellow sugarcane aphid) is the source of this 4659-nucleotide messenger RNA. Its product is annotated as zinc finger protein 608. Gene Ontology annotation, biological process: regulation of transcription by RNA polymerase II. Gene Ontology annotation, cellular component: nucleus. The transcript is spliced from 6 exons. The coding region runs from base 434 to 4444 and encodes 1336 amino acids. NCBI's taxonomy places the organism in Eukaryota, Metazoa, Arthropoda, Insecta, Hemiptera, Aphididae. The record is from RefSeq and is a predicted model, not a curated record.
AGGGUGUUGUUUACCGUUUACUAGCUAUCGUAUAUUUUCGUGAGGCCGGGCGUAUGUUUGCGACGUUUUAAUUACCGAUUUUACUGUCCGAUUGUUCCGGUUCGAGCCUUGAGUGCUGUGUUAACCGUACCAUCCGAGUGUUCGCAUCACCGCUGUGGCCGAUACAAGUGCAACACCACCGGGCGACGCGCAUAAAAUGUCCCACUGCUCUGCGGUUUUACAGUCGUCUGACUGAGUGCAUCAGCCAUUUUGUUUGUGUUUUUAACAUUGUUUUGAUUUGCCGAGUUAAACGGGAAAACUCACAAGUCCCAACUCGGCGUCAAAACAAUCUUGAUGUACCACACCGGAAACGCAAUCCUCUACGUUGGGAUUACAUAACUUUUAGAAAGAAUAAAAUGGUGUUAGUGGUCGGGGCUCGCGGUCCUGGGCACGGAUGGCGGCCCCAAUGAGAGAGGAGCUGGGUGGGGCGGUGGCGGCGUCCACAGAUAGUGUUGGAAGUAGUAAUGGCAACAACAACAAUACCAGUAGUAAUGCAAAUUUUGAGUACGACGACAAUGAAUGGGAUAUUGGUAUAGGCGAUUUAAUCAUCGACUUAGACGCAGAUAUUGAAAAAACAGGAUCAACAUCAACAUCAGCAACUAGUGAAGCCCUUGGUGUUACCAACAGUGCGGCAACCACAGUCGGUUUAACGGCUGGUAGUGGAGCCAUGUCAGGAGCAGCUGCCACUGCACCUACGGCCACUACAGCUGGCAGCAAUAAAGCUACUGUUGAGCAUUCAGCUACUGUUGAUAAAGGAUUAAAAAUGAAAAUCAAACGAACAAAAACAGGAACCAAGAGCUUUGAAGCUAAACAUGAAAUCGUCAAGCCUGGCGAACAAAAUGGGUCUUUAGCUUCGACCCAAUCUCAAUCAAGUGGUAGUGCCUCUUCAAAUGACUCAUCUGGAUCCUCAGCCGAGUCUAAACAAACUGGUAAACAUUCCAGUACAUCAAGUACCAACUGUACUACUUCAUCAACCAGUACUACUGCAACCGUAAGUUCUGUUAAACGUGGAUCUAGCAGUCAUCGAAGAGAUAAAAUUAAAGAUAAACAACAUAGUUCAUCUACUAGUGGUGAUAAGUGUCAUAAAGUUAAUUCUAGUUUGUCUUCUGAGCUAAAUGGUCGGGGGCCUGUUAGUCAAUCAACUCCUAGAACCAACACUUUCCCAGCUUUAUCAAGCAAUACACAGACACCUAAUGUACCUGGUCCUCCUGGACCACCAGUUGGAGAAGCAGGAACUUCAACUUCUUCAAAUGUGGUCAAUGGUCCAGAACAAAAUUUAACGCCCCCUGUAGUUUUAUUGGAAAAUACACAAACUACUACUAAGUCCUCUACGGCUUUGUCUACCUUAUCAAAACCACUACAAUCUACCUCACCACCCCCAACAAACAAAGUAAAGACUGCUAAUAGUUCAACUUCUGCUUCCUUAAUGGAACAAAAGGAAACGGCUGAUGCUUGUGUUGGUACUAGCAUAAGUGUUGGAACUGUUACAGAACCUGAUUGUUUUGGACCAUGUGAACCUGGAACACAUGUCAAUUUAGAAGGAAUUGUAUGGAAUGAAAUUGAAGGUGUACUUGUUGUUAAUGUAACAUGGAGAGGAAAAACUUACAUAGGAACAUUAUUAGAUUGUACUAGACAUGAUUGGGCUCCACCUAGGUUUUCCGAAGCAUCAGCUGGAGAACCAGAAUGUCGUUUACCUCAAAAAGGACGUGGGAAAAGGGGCCGUGCUAGUUUAACUGCUAGUCCUAGUAAUGAUUUGGUAAAUUUUACUGAAACUAGGUCUUCAGUUCAUAGUAAGCUUAGAAGUAAUGGAACAAAUAAAUGUAACAACAGUAAUAAUUCAAAUCGAAGAGGAACAUCAUCUCCUACUCCAUCUUCAUUUGUACCGCCUCGUUCAGAUUCUAAUAGCUCAAAUAAAAGAAAGAAACCACCAGGAUCAGAAGAUGAAGCUUCUGGGAAAAAAAUAAAAGCAGAACCAGCGAGUCCACCACCUUUGUCACCUACUAUGUUAGAAUGCCCUGAGCAAAAUUGUUCUAAAAAGUAUAAAAAUGCAAAUGGUUUAAGAUAUCAUCAGUCUCAUGCACAUGGUGCUGCUUUGGAUGAUGAAGAUGCUGAUACUAAAGAAUCAGGUGGAGCAAGUACUUCUGAAAAUGAAGAUGAUACUAGCCCUGUUUCAGUGAGUAAUUCAAGUAUCCAAGAAAACAUUAAAGAAGAAGUAUCAAUUGUGAAUAAUCAACCUGUUGAACAACCACAACUUUCAACAACUCCUCCAGUAAUUGAAUCGGAUCCACCUGCUCCAUUACAAUCACCUCCUCUUUUAGUUGCAAAACCUAGUGUACUUCGUUUUGGUCUUUCUGGUAAUGAAGAAACUAAUGGUGUUACCCCAUCAUCAACUGCUCCUAAAACUGUUCUAUCAGUACCUAUUGUUCAACCAUCUCCUACUCCACCACCAUUGCUGCAGCCAGCUACUCCAUUACAAGCUAUUGCUCCUACUUCUCAGUCACCGCAACCUCAACCACCAAUUUUACAUGUGCAAAGUCCAGCAUCUCAACAGUUACCUACACCUCCACAAAUUCAACCUUUAGCAUUGAAUCAGCCACAAGUUCAAAAAGUACCUCAGUUUAAAGUGAAACCAGCUUCUGCUUUAAUGCCAGCUGAAGAUAAUAUGAAAAGCAAUAAAGACAACAAAAAUAAAGUAGCAUCAUCAUCACACAAAAAGAAAAAUCGUAAGUCUCCAGCUAGUAGUCCAAGACCAUUUUCUAUCGAUCAACCAUCUUUUGAUAGUUCUAAUUGUGGCCGUGAAGAUGUUCAAAGUCCAGCGUAUUCUGAUAUCUCUGAUGAUACUGCACCAAUUCUUGAAGUUGAAAUGAAUGAUAAUGUGAAUAAACAAAAACUAUCAACUACUGAUAAAAAGUCUGAACCAAGUACAGCUCAUUCUCCUCAUCCAAUUCAACCUUAUAAUAUGUACCCUUCUUACUAUGGUCAACCACCUUAUUUAAUAUCUUCAGUUCAAUCAAGUGAAACUCCUAAACAAAUUAAAGAAAGUGAAAAAAUUAGCCAACAUCCACAAGAAUUAAAAUUGUCAUCUUCAACUGUGGAUAAAGAUAAUAAAAAAGAUGUGCAAUCGACUCAAGCAGCUGAUUAUCAGCAACAAAAACUUCUACAACAAUAUUUUACUUAUGAUUCAUUUGUUCAGAAUUAUCCUUAUAAUAUGGGACCAGGAUAUCCCAUGUCAAUGGUUCAAGAUAAAGAAAUAAAAACUGAUGACAAAAAUCAUCAAUCUUCAAUUACCACUUCUCUUAGUGUUCCUCAACCUAACAAAAUAAAAUCAGAUCAAGUAAUACCAAAAGAAAAAUCUUCCCAUCAAAAUGAAAAUCAUCAAAUUAUGAAAGAAAGUAUUGAAAUGAAGUCGCAAAUGAAUUCAGCUUAUAUGUUUUCACGACAACAACAACAACAACAACAACAGCAGCAGCAGCAGCAGCAGCAGCAACAACAACAACAGCAGCAACAACAGCAACAGCAACAGCAGGCAGAUGAUGUCAGACGUUAUUAUAUAUAUCCAGAUCAGAGACGUAAGGACCAUGGUUCGGGUGAUCAUUCACAUAUUAAAUCAAAUACACAGAGUACCCCAACGAAACAUUCUAUGGCAACAAAUUUGAUUCAUAAGCAUAAAGAAAAACACGAAGAUAAGAAAGAAGACAAAAUGUGUAAAAAUACUUCUCAUUUAUCAGAAGGAGUAAAACCCACAAUGGAAACACAAGGUCCACCACCACCUCCUACAUCUUCAUAUGCUUAUAUACAUCCAGGUUUUAUGCAAUCUCCUCAUUUUGCUGGUGCAUUGGCAUACGAUCCAAUGUAUCGGAGCGCAAUGAAUCCAAUGUUGGUACCUGGACCUUAUGGUAACACUCCACCACCUCCUUAUUUACAUCCUCAGCUUCAUGCUCAAAUGCAACGGUAUCAUGCACCUGAAGAUCUCUCUCGACCAGCUGUUUCUACACAGUCAUCAACCCCUUCCCAACCACCAUCUGGGCCUAAAGCAGCUCUCGAUCUCCUUCAACAUCAUGCUAGUCAAUAUUAUUCUUCACAUAAAAUACACGAAUUACAAGAACGUGCCAUUAAGUCUCCAACGCCAAAACCAAAUGCACAACCUGGUCUUACUCCUGCUCCAUCACCAGGAACUAGACAAUCUCCAUCCUUAACAUCAACUGGCAUUGUACCAUCUGCCACUGAACGUACUACUUCUUCUGGUCCUCCUUCUACCCAAUCUUCUGGAAAACCUGGAUCAACUGGUGACCCAAAAGACUGCCGUUCACCACCUCCUCAAAGGCAUGUACAUACUCAUCACCAUACACAUGUUGGUCUUGGAUAUCCAUUAUAUCCAGCACCUUAUACUGGUAAACCUUUAUAAAAAAUGUAUGUGAUUGAUGUCCCAACAUUGUUAUUUGAUGAAUAUAAUAUAAUAAUAUUUUGUUAGAACUCGGGACUUAAAUUAACUCAAUUUAAUGCACUAUUAUUUUAAUAUUUAAGAUAAAAUUUAAUUUGAGAAUCCUUACUUUUUUUAAGCUAUUGUUUAAAUCACUUGCCUAAUUUAUCGAGUCGUUAGGCUUUAUUGAUUUGUUUGUA